UUUCUGGAGAAACAGUUUCUCCUUCUGUUUUUAAGAUCUAACUGCAGAGAAGGAGCGGAACAGCAGAGAAGAGGAGAGGAGCAAUGGCGACGGUUGGAUUGGCGCCGGGGCUUUCCCGUAAACUGAAGAAGGUGUUAGAUUGCCGGACGGAUAGUCCGGACGUGGUGGCGUCGCUCAACACUCUCUCCACUUUCUACACCGAGAACACUCCGCAGGCUCGCCGCAACCUCAGAUCGACAAUCGAGAAGCGUUCUCUCGACAUCAACCUCGAAUUUCUCCGAGCCUCUGAGUCCGCCCAGCUGGCUUUGGAUCGAGUUGAGGAGGAGGUCAAUGCGCUUGCUGAGUGCUGCGAUAAGAUUGCCAAGGCAUUGAGCAGUUGUAGUGCUAGUACUGGAGAUAUUAUAAACACUACCGAGAGGCUCAAACAGGAACUUGAAGUCACUACACAAAGGCAAGAGAUUGUGUCAUGCUUCCUUCAAGAUUAUCAGCUCUCAAAUGAAGAGAUAAAUGCACUGAGGGAUGAAGAUUUGAAUGAAAACUUCUUUAAGGCGCUUUCUCAUGUUCAAGAAAUUCAUGCCAACUGCAAAAUACUUCUAAGGACACAUCACCAGCGUGCAGGUCUGGAGUUAAUGGACAUGAUGGCUAUGUACCAAGAAGGAGCCUACGAGCGCUUGUGCAGGUGGGUUCAAGCAGAGUGUAGGAAACUGGGUGACACUGAUAAUCCUGAAGUUGGUGAUCUCUUAAAAACAGCUGUACGCUGCCUUAAGGAAAGACCUGUCCUUUUCAAGUAUUGUGCUGAAGAGGUAGCAAAUAUGAGACAUAAUGCUUUAUUUAGAAGGUUUAUAAGUGCUCUCACUCGUGGAGGACCUGGUGGGAUGCCAAGACCAAUAGAAGUGCAUGCCCAUGAUCCCUUACGUUAUGUAGGAGACAUGCUGGGGUGGUUACAUCAGGCCUUGGCAUCAGAACGAGAACUUGUGCUUGCAUUGCUUGAUCCAGAUGCAACAGUAGAUUCUGGUUCAACCAAUCGAUUCUCCAAGAACUUGGACAAUGAUUCUGGAAAGAUAGAAGCAGAUUUGACAUUUGUUCUAGAUAGAAUUUUUGAAGGAGUUUGCCGCCCAUUUAAAGUGAGAGUUGAGCAGGUUUUGCAAUCACAACCAAGUCUUAUAAUCUCUUAUAAACUCAGUAACACCCUGGAAUUCUACAGCUACACUAUAUCAGAUUUGCUUGGGGGUGAAACAGCUCUCUGUAAAACACUAGGCGUUCUCAAGGAUGCUGCUCAGAAAACAUUUUUUGAAAUUCUGAAAAGUCGGGGGGAAAAGCUUUUACGUUAUCCCCCUCUUGUUGCAGUUGAUCUUUCACCACCACUAGCUGUAAGGGAAGGAGUCUCUGUUCUCCUCGAGAUAAUUGACACAUAUAACAGCAUGAUGGUUCCUGCUUCAGGGAGAAAGCCUGCUUUUGAUCCAGUUAUAUCUGCUUUACUUGAUCCUAUCAUACAGAUGUGUGAGCAAGCAGCAGAGGCACACAAAUCCAAGGGAGUUGGCCAGUCGUCAAGAAGAACUCGAAUGAGUUCUGACUCUGGCCAACUUAGCAAAUCUGCGGUUGAUGCAAUUCUGACAAAUAAUAGUUCUACUCCAUCUUUAAAGAGUAGCGAAACUCCUUCAAAAAUUUUCCUAAUCAACUGUUUGUGUGCCAUCCAACAACCAUUACUGGGUCAUGAGGUUGCAGCUGCAUAUGCAAAGAACCUUGGAGACAUGAUUAAUAAUCAUGUGCGUGUUCUUGUGGAAAAAGAAGUUGACACAAUUCUAAGAAGAUGUGGCUUGUCUGCAAAGAUGCAUCACUUCCAAAAUUUAACAGGUGCUGUCCCGUUGGCAGAAAUAGAAGACACAAAUCCAGCCUCUCUCUCUGAGUGUCUAAAGGUUUUCUUUGGGUUUAUUCUGGGAAGCGAGAGUUCCCUGCCUGAAUUUGAGCAGAUGCAGGUUCCAAAGUUGCGGUCUGAAGCUUGUCUACAGGUAGCAAAGUCGCUAGCUGAAGCUUAUGAGUUUAUAUAUAAUGCAAUCAUAGAUCCCAAAAAUGCUUACCCAGAUCCUAGAUCACUGGCAAGGCAUCCUCCUGAUCAAAUAAGGACCAUAUUAGGAAUAUGAAGCUUGGUUGUAUUUUUACCAUUUUAAAGAUCAAAGAAAAAGGUCUUUGCUAAAAGAAAAAAAAAAAAAAGAUGUAAAAGAAUCAAGGCAGUUUAUUUUACAAAAUCAGUUAAGAGCUGCUGUUGUGUUGUUCAAUUUAAUGUUCAUUGGUGGGUAAUAGAUAGAUUAUUUUCUGAAAUGAUUGCUGUUAUUUCUUGCCUGGUAUAGAUGGACUCAUGGCAUUAGUGGCAAAUAUCUGUUUCAAGAAAAUUUAUUUAGAUAU
Molecule: messenger RNA, 2403 nt
Organism: Rubroshorea leprosula
Lineage: Eukaryota; Viridiplantae; Streptophyta; Magnoliopsida; Malvales; Dipterocarpaceae
Source: the annotation of a GenBank genome assembly